Molecule: messenger RNA, 331 nt
Organism: Spodoptera littoralis (African cotton leafworm)
Lineage: Eukaryota; Metazoa; Arthropoda; Insecta; Lepidoptera; Noctuidae
Source: the annotation of a GenBank genome assembly
GUCAGUAAUGAUUAGAUGUUUUUGGGAACCUAUUGAAUGUUUAAAAGUGUUAUGAAUUAUUUUGAAUGCAAUUCUUUUUGAAUGGACCUACUAUGGGUAAAGCAAGAUUAUGUUGAAGUUGGUAUUAGAAACGUUUACAGUAUUAUUACUUUGAAUAUUAUUGUGGUUUUUACUAAAGGAAUGCAACUAUUUUUAUUUUUUUUAAGGGGGGAAAAUCAUCGAAUGACUGCUCCCGCCUAGGUGAGGCGGGAGGGAGUGUCAGACUCUUACUGACUAAAAACCACCCCGUUCCUUCUCCUGCACGCCGAGCCGGAGCCCCGGUUACCCGUUA